AUGGAUUCUAAUAGCCCGGCAAGACGCCCAAGGGCUCCCACUAUUACAGUGGAUACAGCAGCUGACGCUGGAAACGACACCGGAUACACAGAAUCUAUCAACGCUUCACCGUCACCGCUCGACGACACAAACACACUAGCUGUACCGACGGAAAAAUCACGGGCCGAGUCAUGGUCAUCGUCGCCGUCCACAAAAGUCGGUACCGAUCACGAACACCUCAGUAAAGAAGUCGAGGCGCUGAGAAAAGGCGACCAGCAGGAGAUUCUCAAGCCGGAUCCCGGUGAGGAGGCUGCUUUUCACGUCGAGAAUAACCCAUUUGCCUUUUCGCCUGGCCAACUAGCCAAGCUCAUCAACCCCAAGAACCUCCCGGCUUUUGUUGCUUUGGGCGGAUUGCCUGGUUUGGAGAAGGGUUUGAGGACGGAUAGCCGCGCUGGUUUGAGCGCCGAUGAGGGAAAGCUUUCGAAUAGUGUCUCGUUCGAGGAGGCUACUUCAACAAACCCCGGAUCACCAAAGGCUGCACCUGCGACUGAGGCUGGACACGGCAAAGAUGCAUUCCCCGACCGUAAGCGAGUCUACGGACCCAACCGUCUUCCCGAGACAAAGUCCAAGUCAUUCCUCGAGCUGGCAUGGAUCGCAUUGCAGGAUCGCGUGCUUAUUCUUCUUUGUAUCGCCGCUGUCGUUUCCCUAGCGCUGGGUCUUUACCAAACGUUUGGAGGAUCACACGAGGAGGGUGGUGCAAAGGUUGAAUGGGUUGAGGGUGUCGCCAUUAUUGUCGCCAUUACUAUUGUCGUCGUCGUUGGUGCUGCGAAUGAUUGGCAAAAGGAGAGACAGUUCCAGAAGCUCAACCAGAAGAAGGAGGAUCGUAUCGUCAAGUUGACCCGCUCCGGAAAGCCUCAGAACAUCUCCAUCCAUGAUGUCCUCGUCGGCGACGUCAUGCUCCUAGAGCCUGGCGAUGUCAUCCCUGUGGAUGGUGUCUUUAUCUCUGGCCACAACCUCAGCUGUGAUGAGUCUUCCGCAACUGGAGAGUCUGAUCUCAUCAAGAAGGUCCCUGCCGAGCAAGUCCUCCACGCUCUUCUCCACGAGCAAGCGCCACAGCUGAAGAAACUAGACCCGUUCAUCGUCUCUGGCGCCAAGGUCCUCGAUGGUGUCGGCACAUUCAUGGUCACUGCAGUCGGCGAGCAAUCCAGCUACGGAAAGACAAUGAUGUCCCUCCGUGACGAUCCUGGUCUGACUCCUCUGCAAGCCAAGCUCAACCUCCUCGCAGGCUACAUUGCCAAACUCGGUAGCGCAGCAGGUGGUCUUCUCUUCCUCGUUCUCCUCAUUCAGUUCCUCGCUGGUCUUCCCAACAAUGACGAAAGCGGAGAACAAAAGGGCCAAUCCUUCCUCCAGAUCCUCAUCACCGCCAUCACCGUCAUCGUCGUCGCCGUCCCUGAAGGUCUUCCUCUCGCUGUUACGCUCUCCCUCGCCUUUGCCACCAAGAAGAUGACACGCGAGAACAACUUGGUGCGACACCUGCAAUCCUGCGAAACCAUGGGAAACGCCACUGUCAUCUGCUCCGACAAGACUGGAACCCUUACCGAGAACGUCAUGACUGUUGUCGCUGGCUCGCUAGGUAUUCGAGGCCUCUUCUCUUUCGGCGAUACCGAGUUUGAGCGAAAGGAGACUUCAGAUUCACCCAGCGAGAAGCGCGAGACCAUCGCUCUUAGCCAAUUCGCCUCCAAGCUGAACCCCGAAUACAACGAGCUUAUCAAGACUGCCGUCACUGUCAACACCACCGCUUUCGAGGCCGAGGAAGACGGAAAGAUGGGAUUCGUCGGAACAAAGACCGAAACUGCUCUUCUCGACUGGGCUCGUCGCUAUCUCGGACUCGGCCCUCUCGCCAUCGAACGUUCCAACCAUCCCGUCACGCAGCUCUUCCCAUUCAACUCUCAGCGAAAGUGUAUGGGUGCCGUCGUCCAGAUCCCCGGUCCUACAAAGGAUAAGCCCAAGCACCGUCUCUUCAUCAAGGGUGCUUCCGAAAUUGUCCUCGGCGAAUGCAACACCAUCCUCGGCGAUCCCACACAGGGCCACACUACUGAAGCCCUCUCCGACAGCCACAAGGAAGAGCUUCGCUCCAUCAUCUUCUCGUACGCUACCAACUCCCUCCGAACCAUCGGCCUCGCCUACCGCGACUUCGAAUCCUGGCCUCCUGUUCUUACUCUCCGACCCGAGGACGAAGCCGACAAGGAAAUCGAUCUUACCGACCUCGUUCACAACCUCACAUGGAUGGGUGUCGUCGGUAUCCAAGAUCCUGUCCGCAAGGGUGUCCCCGAGGCUGUGAAGGACUGCGGAAUUGCCUCUGUCAACGUCAAGAUGGUUACAGGUGACAACGUCGAGACCGCCCGCGCCAUUGCUCUCAACUGUGGUAUCCUUACCGAGGAGACCAUCGACGAGCCCAACGCCGUCAUGCAAGGUCAAGAUUUCCGCAAGCUCAGCGAAGCAGACCGUAUUGCUGUCGUCAAGAAGCUCCGUGUUCUCGCCCGCUCCAGCCCUGAGGAUAAGCGUGUUCUUGUCAAGACCCUGCGAUCUUUGGGUGAGAUUGUCGCUGUCACUGGUGAUGGUACUAACGAUGCCCCUGCGCUCAAGGCUGCUGAUGUUGGUUUCUCUAUGGGUAUCACUGGAACCGAAGUCGCCAAGGAAGCUUCCGAUAUUAUCCUCAUGGAUGACAACUUCUCGUCUAUCGUUGUUGCUCUCGGCUGGGGUCGUGCUAUUAACGACUCGGUCAAGAAGUUCCUCCAGUUCCAGCUUACCGUCAACAUCACCGCUGUCGGUGUCACCUUCAUCUCUGCUGUAUCCGAUGACGAGCAAAAGUCCGUUCUCAACGCUGUUCAACUUCUCUGGGUCAACCUCAUCAUGGACACUUUCGCCGCCCUUGCCCUCGCUACCGAUCCCCCUACUGGAAGUCUCCUCCACCGUCAGCCUGAAGCACGUACUGCUCCUCUCAUCACCAUCACCAUGUGGAAGAUGAUCAUUGGUCAAUCCGUCUACCAGCUCAUCGUGUGUUUCGUUCUUUGGUUUGGUCGCGAUGUAAUUCUGGGCUACGAAGAGAGAGUUGUGCGAUCGCUCAUCUUCAACAUCUUUGUCUUUAUGCAAAUCUUCAAGCUCAUUAACAGUCGACGUAUUGAUAACAAGCUCAAUAUCUUGGAGGGUCUUCACCGCAACCAUCUCUUCAUGCUCAUGAUGGUCAUCAUGGCAGCUGGACAGAUCAUCAUCAUUUUCUUUGGCGGCGAUGCCUUUGUUGUCACUCGUCUCAACGGUGUUCAAUGGGGUAUUUCUCUCGUCCUCGGAUUCCUAUCCAUCCCCAUCGGUGUUCUUAUCCGUCUCUUCCCCGACGCGUGGUUCGGCGCUAUGGUCAACGUUUUGGCCAAGCUCUGGCCCAGCUGGAUCCGCUUCUCCCGCAAGAAGAAGACCGAUAACGAGGAAGAAGGCCAGGAGUCUCUUGAGAAGCUCCAGGGUUAUGACAUGGACACCGCACUCCUUGGCAUCCGUGACGAUCUCGAGUUCCUCAAGAAUGUACGUGGUGGACGUAUGACGGCCCUCAGCGAUGCCAUGGCUCGCUCAAGAGAGAAGAUGCUCCGUCGCAAGCGUUCCGAGUCUCGACCUAGAAGCAAGCUCCGAAGCCGACGGGGAUCAUCAAGGUCUUCCAACAGACCUCCUAUCUCACCCAUGAUGUCUGUUGUGGGUAUGCCAGGUAUCGUUGCUGCCAGUGUCGCAGGUUUACAGCCUGGACAAGGUGCCAGUAACGAGAACCUCGGGCCACGACAGGCUUGA
Messenger RNA from Fusarium sp. VM40, 3810 nucleotides. Lineage: Eukaryota; Fungi; Ascomycota; Sordariomycetes; Hypocreales; Nectriaceae. The record is from the annotation of a GenBank genome assembly.